GGCCCCUGGCCGAAGAAGCCCUGCCCCUGUGGCCCUGGAGCCCUGGAUGAUUUUUCUUGUUCUUUUUCUCUUUUCCUCGAUGUCCCAGCAACGCAGCUCCUUUCCCCAGCCCUGCGUCCGCCUUGGGAGCCAGUCUCCGCAUGGCAGCAUGGGUUGAGGCAUUUUGUUUUGGCAGUCCUUCCCUGUCGAGUUUCGAGACACGGACAUUGCCGUGUGUCGUAUUGUUUUGGGGCUCCGGCCCAGCCUCUGCACUGACACUGCCUUAUGGUCGUCCCGGCUACCCCAGCACCCCAGGCCGGCCACCCGACCUUUCUGUCGUCCGUCGAUCCUGACGGCGCCAUCGUAAGACGCGCGCUGGUGAUGUGCUCACCAGCCCCGCAACCGCGAGUUGGCUGCUCAACUCCUGUUUGCUUACGAUCCGCACGCCAAACACAUGUUGGGAAUGCCUGAUGGGCGGCCUGUCCACUGGAUACCAACAGAGCAUGCCGCCUAGUGAAGGACGGUUUGCUCCGGAGAGCCAUCAGGGCAUAAUGUGAUUUGCUAGCCGGUAGCAAAUAGGCGUUGUCGACCUCGACCGGAUCUCGAUCUCUCGCAUACAUACACGCAAACCGAAACUGCUCUGCGCCUUCCGAGUCUGGUCUGGAGCGUCGGCGAAUGAUCGCUGGGUCGGGCCGUUGGACCAUGAACCUGUGCAGGCCUUCGUAGUCCAGACUAGCCUCCGUUCCGUGCGGGGCUUUGUGCAGUUCCUUGGCAAGACCUGUCAACUCUGGACGGCUGCAUGCGUUCCAUGACGCGUUCAUUUUCUGUCCUCCCCACGCCGCUCGAAUACACGGACCGGAAGCUAGCAUGGCUCUCCGGUGUCUGUCCUCCCCUCAAUUUCCCCGCACGACGCCUGUGGCCAUGGGGUGAUGCCGGCAAUAUGCGUCUGUUCCCGCGUCGCGCAUGCAUAUGAUGCCAUGUAGCCUUCCUGCUCUCGCCCUCAAACCCGGCUUGUUGCCGCCUGAAGCGAAGGGCAAUUGGAAACAUCUGGAAUGUCAAGAUGCUGUGCUUCCUCAACCGGUGUAGCGCCACCCCGAGCCGGCCAAUGCAGGGCAUCGAUAAACUGGCCACCAUCCCGUCCAUGCCGGAACUACCGCCAUCUAUAUGCCGACGUUGGCUGCUCAAGACGAGACAGGGAAUUGCGUGACAUGAGGAGUUCAAUCUAAAUUAGCACGUGUCAAUCGUUCGAACCCCUUACGUUUCUCUUAGCCAACCCUCCAUCGCACAAAACAAGACACUGCAUCAAUCGACACCUGGCAGCAUCGUAUAAAGGCUGUCUAGAUGCCGACAGUAGCCGGUGGGCCCUUCGGUGCUGUCUUACUCUGGUGGUACCAAGGAGGCUUGCGGAACAAGGAAACGCCUCUACCAUUGCGAUGCACAGGGCACAUCUCCCGCGCUUGCAGGGCUUUAGGAGGCAAGGGAGAAGUUAUUCCUCGCGUCCUCACCGGUGAGCUUUCCCACCCAGGGGAUGUGUGACGAUCUUGUCGGUGCAAAUGCCUCAUGCGUCCUCGCUCACUUCAUCUCGCAGGCUCACAGAAUCGAGGGGCGCUACGGGAAGAAAAAGACUGGGGUAUCUCGGCUCAUGAUGGAUUAGAUAAUCCGCCAUGCCAGGGGUAAGUCCAUCCAGCGGGGUGCCAAAAGUUGGGGAAGUGGCGCAAGGGAAAAAAAAGCUGGAAGAAAAAAAAGUGGGAGCUAGUGUUGGAUGAAGUUUGUUUGAGCUCAUCGCCGCAUGACGGUUUAUCACGGCUGGCCUUUCUAAGCCAAGCGACCUUACCGAUUGUGAUAGAUACUCAGAUCUGCCGCUCUCCAGCGUGCCUUCUCGGUGCUUUCGCCAGGGUCGUUUGCCUCAAUCGCCGGUCGGCGCACGAACUUGUCCUUCGGGGUUGCCUCUGUGAGGAGCUCUGAUACCAGCAACUCGACUCAACGGCUGCCCUCGCCCGAGCCACGCGACCUUCCAUUGCCCGUGCAUACUAGCAAAGAUCUACUACUACGGAAACUUCUAGUCGAACGGACAUACGUACCAUAGACGAGGUACCGCCUCCGUCACGCACUUGUCGGCGAUCUUCUUUGGGGGAGGUGCUUAGGGGUUGACCGGAUUUCGGUCCCAUUCGACUACCAGCCCCGUUGGCCUGUGCUGUCUCCAGCUCCAUCUACACCUUGGACAGCGGCAAAAAGGCCCAACCCCCACAAUGGCUACGGUAGCCCCGCCGCCGUCCAAGCGGCAACGGCGUGAGCAAGUCGAGAAGACGCAGACACAGCAGGACGUCACUGCCGCAUUUGCACCGCCCACGGGCUCUUUUCGUGCGCGUUUCGUGUCGGGUGCCGACGGUUCCCCGCUUGCCGAUGUGGUUGAGAUCCCCUUUGCCGACGCGUCAGAGAAGAACGUGUCGCUAUUGCUCAACACCCUCCUCGGCCGCGACGCUGAAGAGUCGGUUCCAUACCGCUUCCGCAUCCUGCUGCCCGAUAAGGACCUUGUCAUCGAUGCGUACCCAGCCGACCUACAGGCCCUCCUGCGCACUCACGGCAUCGAGGAUGCCUUCGAAACGACCCUGACGCUCGCCGCCGAGCCCCAGGCCGUCUUCAAGGUCCAGGCCGUAUCGCGCCUGGCCCACCGCAUCCCCGGCCACGGCGAGCCGAUCCUGUGCGCGCAAUUCAGCCCCGCCACCAGCUCCCGCCUGGCUACAGGGUCGGGCGACAACACGGCGCGCGUCUGGGAUGCCGAGACGGGCACGCCCAAGCACACCCUCAAAGGCCACACCGGCUGGGUCCUGGCCGUGAGCUGGUCGCCCGACGGGCAGCGGCUUGCCACAUGCGGCAUGGACAAAACCGUCCGGCUUUGGGACCCAGAAACAGGCAAGCAGGCCGGGCAGGAGCUUAAAGGACACGCUAAGUGGGUGCUGGCGCUGGCGUGGGAGCCGUUGCACCUGUGGCGCGACGGCACCCCGCGACUGGCGAGCGCAAGCAAGGACGGCACAGCGCGUGUCUGGACCGCCAACACGGGCCGUACCGAGCACGUAUUGAGCGGACACAAGGGUAGCGUUAGCUGCGUGCGAUGGGGUGCGGGCAACGGGACUGGCGUCAUCUACACGGCGUCGCACGACAAGACAGUCAAGGUCUGGGACGCUGUCGCGGGCACACUGCUUCACGAUCUAAAGUCACACGCCCACUGGGUCAACCACCUGGCCCUCUCCACCGAUUUUGUCUGCCGGACUGGCUUUUUCGAUUACAAGAUGAAGGAGGCGCCGACAGAUGACGAGGAGCGCCGCAGGCUGGCCAAGGAGCGCUACGAUAAAGCCGCUACCAUUGGGGGCAAAAUCGUGGAAAGGGUUGUCAGCGCAAGCGACGAUUUCACCAUGUACCUGUUCGACCCGCUCAACGAGGGUACCAAGCCCAUCUCCCGCAUGGUCGGCCACCAGAAGCAGGUGAACCACGUCACCUUCUCGCCCGACGGCUCGCUCAUCGCGAGCGCAGGCUGGGAUAACCACACCAAGCUGUGGAACGCUCGGGAUGGCAAGUUCAUCACCACGCUCAGGGCCCACGUCGCGCCCGUCUACCAGUGUGCAUUUUCGGCCGACUCGCGCCUCCUGGUCACAGCGUCCAAGGACACGACGCUCAAGGUCUGGAACGUCCGCACCGGCAAGAUGGCCACGGACCUGCCCGGCCACGAGGACGAGGUGUACGGCGUGGACUGGAGCCCCGACGGCCAGCGCGUGGCGUCGGGCGGGAGGGACAAGGCGGUGCGGCUGUGGAGGAACUAGGACGGGGCUGGGUUCCUUGCACGCGGAGGGAGAGAAUUGUUUUUGGAUGCAAUUUCACGAUUCACGUUGGGGUGGAAAAGUUUACAAAAGACAGACAUAUCUGGUAUUUCCUUCCAUAGAUACCCUUGGGUUGGGGCGGGCUCAAAACGGAGGCGAUAGAACUACCUAGAGCGUGGGAUAGAGAUAAUAAUGAACCAUACUUUUGGGAGCCAGG
Messenger RNA from Gaeumannomyces tritici R3-111a-1, 4011 nucleotides. Its product is annotated as WD repeat-containing protein. Gene Ontology annotation, biological process: ribosomal large subunit assembly. NCBI's taxonomy places the organism in Eukaryota, Fungi, Ascomycota, Sordariomycetes, Magnaporthales, Magnaporthaceae. The record is from RefSeq and is a predicted model, not a curated record. The coding region runs from base 2229 to 3797 and encodes 522 amino acids. Gene Ontology annotation, molecular function: protein binding. The transcript has 4 exons. Gene Ontology annotation, cellular component: nucleolus.